AUGGCGCAGAUCGUUGACAACGUCGCGGUCGGGACGACCCCGAUCGAGUACCGACGGGUCCCGUGCCCGAGAGAGGGGCCGGCGGUGGUCGGCGUCGUCGGGAACCCCUACUGGCUGGAGAUCUCGGUGAUGAACUUAGCGCAUUGGGGAUCGUACGACGCCAUGCGCGUGAAGGAUGCCGGCGGCGUUUGGAAGGACCUGAAGAGAGACUGGGGGACGAACUUCGUCGUGAACGAGCAGCUCCGGGGCAACAUCAGCGUGCAGAUAUCGGACUCCGAAUCCGGAGAUAUGGUCACCCUGGAAGACUGCAUCCCAGAGGGCUGGACGACGGGGAACUCCUUCGCGUGCCAAGUCAAUUACGAUGACGGCAGCAAGGUCGCGACAUCGGACACCGGAGGCACCCUCCCAAUCGUUGACAACGUCGCGGUCGGGACGACCCCGAUCGAGUACCGACGGGUCCCGUGCCCGAGAGAGGGGCCGGCGGUGGUCGGCGUCGUCGGAAACCCUUACUGGCUGGAGAUUUCGGUGAUGAACUUGGCGCAUUGGGGAUCAUACGACGCCAUGCGCGUGAAGGAUGCCGGCGGCGUUUGGAAGGACCUGAAGAGAGACUGGGGGACGAACUUCGUCGUGAACGAGCAGCUCCGGGGCAACAUCAGCGUGCAGAUAUCGGACUCCGAAUCCGGAGAUAUGGUCACCCUGGAAGACUGCAUCCCGGAGGGAUGGACGACGGGGAACUCCUUCGCGUGCCGAGCCAAUUACGAUGACGGCAGCAAGAACCUAUGA
Messenger RNA from Klebsormidium nitens, 783 nucleotides. The record is from the annotation of a GenBank genome assembly. Lineage: Eukaryota; Viridiplantae; Streptophyta; Klebsormidiophyceae; Klebsormidiales; Klebsormidiaceae.